AUGGAAGAGAUGAUGAAGCUGAAUAACACACUGAAGAUGGAAACUGUAAACCAAGCUUGGAUCGGUCUACAGAGAGGAAAGGUUAAGAGAUGGCAGUGGUCUCUGGCAGACCAAACUUUCUACAGAGAUGGAGACACUUACAGAAGCUGGGAUAGUGGAGAGGAAAGCAACCCAAAUGAGUUCUGUGCUAACACAAAAAGGAGUGGUUUAUGGUAUAGCUGUACAUGUAUUGGGCAAUCGCAUUUUGUGUGUUACGGAGAAAGUAAUCGUUACAUACUGAUUAAUGAGAUGAAGACCUGGCGUGAUGCUCAGACCUACUGUAGAAAGAACUACAUCGACCUGGUCAGUGUGAGGAACCAAAGUGAGAAUAAGGAGAUCAGUAAUAUCGUUCCAAAUUUCUCUAAUAAUUGGAUUGGUCUGUUUAAAGACUCCUGGAAGUGGUCAGAUCAGAGUAAUUCCUCAUUCAGAUACUGGAGCACUAACAAACCCAGUGAAGGUUUGAACUGUACUGCAGUGAAAGUGUCUGAUCAACUCUACUGGAGUGACGUGGACUGUACAGAAAACCUUCCAUUCAUCUGCCAUGAAAACAAACUUGUAUUGAUCAAGCAGAAUCUGACCUGGAAAGAAGCUCUGAGAUACUGCAGGAACAAUCAUUAUGACCUGGUCUCAGUGCUCACUCAGGAGAUGCAGCUCUGGGUGAAGGAAGUGACUCGAAACGCCUCCACUGAACACGUGUGGCUCGGCCUGCGUUAUGACUGCAUCCAGAGUAUCUGGUUCUGGGUUUUUGGAUUAAUGAUCUGUUACCAGGACUGGGCCCCGGGGAACGGAGCAGGGUUUGAAGACUGCAGGGAUGAGGAGAGAACCGGAGCAGUGCAGUCUAGAGGAGAGCAGCAGUGGAUCAGCCUGCCUCAGAGCAACACACUCAACUUCAUCUGCUCUAACUAUGAAGGUUAG
Molecule: messenger RNA, 954 nt
Organism: Clarias gariepinus (North African catfish)
Lineage: Eukaryota; Metazoa; Chordata; Actinopteri; Siluriformes; Clariidae
Product: macrophage mannose receptor 1-like
Exons: 3
Coding region: 1-954 (317 amino acids)
Source: RefSeq, a predicted model, not a curated record